GGCGGGCGCGGGGUUUAAGCUCGGAGCCGGAGUGGGAGCGGCUUUAAUUGUGUGGGAGAGGAGAGUGGGGGGGGGGAAAAAAAAUGGCUCAUCAUAGUCCAGUGUCAGCCUGUCAGGGGAACGAGCGCUUUAGGAGGAAGCCGCCGCCAUGUCGCUGGUCCAUGGGCAGGAAGCGAGGAGCCGAUGGCAAACUGAGGCGGAUGGGCGAUUCGGACUCCACCGUGUUCGAGGAUGAGAUCAAGGAUUGGGAUGAAGCUCCUUCUUGGUCAGAUGGCAGGGUCUCCAGUUUCACAACACCAGAAAGUGAUGGAGUGGUCCCCAGACAUGGUUCUGCAGACUGGGGCACUGCAGUAGAAGAUGAAGAAACAAGACAGAUUGUUUAUCGAGAUUUGAAGAGAUACAAAAGACGACUUUUGCUAAAUGACUUUAAUGAACAUGAAAAGGAUUACUCUUCUGAAAGUUCGAGUGGCUCCAGAGAAUCAUUAGCACCCUCAGAACUUGAAACUGAUGAAGUGGUAUUGAUGAGAAGACAGAAGCAGAUCAACUAUGGAAAGAAUACCAUUGCGUAUGAUCGAUUCAUUCAGGAAGUUCCCAAACAUCUUCGGAAGCCAGGCGUUCAUCCAAGGACUCCAAACAAGUUCAAGAAGUUUAGUCGUAGAUCCUGGGACCAGCAGAUUAGAUUGUGGAGAAUUGCACUGCAUGCUUGGGAUCCACCAGCAGAAGAAGGAAGUGAUUUACAGGCAGUCACGGAGUUUGAUUUUGAUAUGGAAACAGAAUCUGUGAACAGCUCAAGUGGAAGUCGAACAAGUCUUCAUGAUGAGAGAGGAUGCACUCCCAGCAACACACGUGCACCAUCUCCUCAGAUAUCUUGCUCCACUCCAACCAGAGAAUUUGUCUACCCUCAUGUGGGCAAGGAGUUCGAUUUGCAAGCUUGUUUGGCUGAAACCAAUGAAGUUAGCUCUUGGUUAAACUAAAGGAGGCUGCUUGGUGUUGAGAAUCUUGCAUUGAGGAAACAGGUCUACAGUUGCUGUGGUGAUCUCAUGAACCUAAAGGGGCUUAGUGUUUUUGUUUUUUUUUACAUUGUAUGCCAUGUUGUGUAGAUUUGUCUGUAAUGUGCAGUGCAGCAAAUCCAUUAAUGUAAUUGCUUUUUGGUUACCUCUGAAAUACACUUUUUCAACUAAUUAUAGUGGAUAAGAGUGUCCAAAUUCCAAUGUUAAACCUUGUCCCUACGUAGGGUUGGGUUGACUUACCCCCCCACCCCCACCCGCUUCAACAAUUUUUUAAGAUAAGGAUAGCACAUAUCUUUGGGGAAAUUAUGGCACCAGAAUGUCAUGAAUCCCACUUUCAAACAUUGAUGUUUCUUUGGCUUUAAUGAUGCUUUGCAACAAAACUUGGUUUCUUUCUGAACACCGCUGGGGCCUGGGGGAGAAUUUGAGCCUUUUCGUCAUUGGGUUGGGUCAGUAUGCAGGUGGGAGUGUCAGAAUUAACAUGGACUAUUUCUAUCCUGUAGUUGCUAGAUUACUCUUGUUAUGUUUUCAGUGUUUUAUUCUUGGAGGAGUGUCAAUUAUCUUGUUCAAAAUCAGAUGCAAUAUCUGUUGUUAAAGCAAUGCUAAUUGCUGCUGUCUCCCAUUUGAGAUUGAAUAAAGUUAACACUUUUUGUAUCUUGGUAAUGUUUGACCUGUGAAUUUUAGAAAUGCUGUCAUGUGUUUUUGAUUUAACAGAUCUGCAUAAAUGUAAUCCAUUGGUGUAAAGUUUAAUUUCCUAAUGGAAAACUGUAAUAAAUUCAAUUUUGUAAUGUUUUUAUUUUGUAUUUAAAGCAACUUGUCUUGCAUGUGGCCAGACUCCAGUUUGAUAUUGUAGACAUCUGAAAUUAUUUGCUAUUGAAAUAUAAAUUGUUGAACUCAGCAUUUUUAAUAUUUCUAGUUUUUUUGUAAAUCUGCAGCUGUACAAUAAAACUUGGAUUGCCUAUU
Carcharodon carcharias (great white shark) is the source of this 1970-nucleotide messenger RNA. RefSeq names its product stem-loop binding protein (gene slbp). Gene Ontology annotation, cellular component: cytoplasm; histone pre-mRNA 3'end processing complex. Gene Ontology annotation, biological process: mRNA transport; mRNA 3'-end processing by stem-loop binding and cleavage. The transcript has 8 exons. Lineage: Eukaryota; Metazoa; Chordata; Chondrichthyes; Lamniformes; Lamnidae. The record is from RefSeq and is a predicted model, not a curated record. The coding region runs from base 84 to 974 and encodes 296 amino acids. Gene Ontology annotation, molecular function: mRNA binding; histone pre-mRNA stem-loop binding.